Rubroshorea leprosula is the source of this 2765-nucleotide messenger RNA. NCBI's taxonomy places the organism in Eukaryota, Viridiplantae, Streptophyta, Magnoliopsida, Malvales, Dipterocarpaceae. The record is from the annotation of a GenBank genome assembly.
CAUCAAAGCAGACGAAUCAAGGGGAAAGGUGAGAAAGAUGAACCCUUUGAGUUGAAAGCGCAAUGGCAAUAGUCUUUACUGUUUAGCCCAGUUUACAGACGAAAGCAAGUAUAAAAUAUCAAAUGAGAAAUAGGUGGAGAGAGCAUCAAAGGUGCAAACUUUGAGCAAUGGAAUUGGAUGAAUGGGAGCUGACUGCGGAAGAACUGGAUUCCCUUGAACGAGAUGCUCUCCAGAAGAUUGCUCAGCAACGGGUCUCCACUUCUUCUAAUCAGAACCAGCAGCCGCAGCCUACGCCACACCAAUCUUUUCCUUCUUCUGUUGGCAACAAUUACAGCAGCAACAGACCAAACCCUUCUUCUUCAUCCUCAUUGGCAGAAUGUUCACCCAGGAAAUUGCCCUCUUCAAUUAUGCCUAAAGCAAACACUGAAGAUGAUUGUUCCAAGAAUCAGCAAAAGUUUUCCGUCAAAUUUUUUCUUCAUGCCACGGGAAACAUGGCUGCAAAAUUUCCAUAUAAUCCAGUGGUAGUGGGUGCUUUUCGAAAUAUCCCUAAAGCCACUUGGAAUGCAAAAGAAAGGUUAUGGGUGUUCCCUUUAUCUUCAUUAUCAACAGCAGAAAAAGUUCUCAGUGAAAUCUCUGAUUUUAAAGUUGAGGUAGAGAACUUAUAUUCAUUGGUGCAUCAUGCGAUUCUUGCUGCCUCUGCAGUUCCAGAUCUUCAAGACCGGUAUGACAGGAUCCCCAACUGCAUUGAAUCAAAGCUUCUCCCAUUUCAACGAGAUGGUAUUAGAUUUAUCCUGCAGCAUGGAGGUCGUGCACUUCUAGCAGAUGAAAUGGGGCUAGGAAAAACUUUACAGGCUAUAGCUGUAACUACUUGUAUUCGUGAUUCUUGGCCUGUGCUAAUACUUACCCCGUCUUCUUUGCGUUUGCACUGGGCUUCAAUGAUACAACAAUGGCUGAACAUUCCUCCAUCAGAUAUAGUGGUUGUUUUGUCUCAAUCAGUUGGAUCAAACAGAGGUGGAUUCACAAUAGUAUCCUCAAGUAGUAAGCGCUGUAUUCAUCUUGAUGGCUUGUUCAACAUUGUCUCUUAUGACUCAGUCCCUAAGUUGCAAGAUGUUUUAAUGGCAUCAGAGUUUAAGGUUGUUAUUGCAGAUGAGUCUCACUUUCUCAAAAAUGCUCAAGCAAAGAGGACAUCUGCUUCUGUUCCAGUUAUAAAGAAAGCCAAAUAUGCAAUACUUCUUACUGGAACACCUGCUUUGUCCCGACCGAUUGAGCUGUUCAAGCAGCUGGAAGCCUUGUAUCCUGAUGUGUAUAAGAAAGUUUAUGAAUACGGUGAACGAUAUUGCAAAGGCGGAAUAUUUGGAAUUUAUCAAGGAGCAAGUAACCAUGAAGAGUUGCACAAUUUGAUGAAGGCAACAGUUAUGAUCCGCAGACUCAAAAAGGAUGUUCUUUCUCAGCUUCCUGUGAAGCGUAGGCAACAGGUCUUCCUAGAUUUGGCUGAAAAGGAUAUGAAACAGAUCAAUGCUUUGUUUCGUGAGUUGGAGGUGGUAAAAGGCAAAAUUAAGGCCUGCCAAUCAGAAGAAGAAGUGAAAGCACUUAAACUUGUUGAGAAGAAUCUUAUAAAUAAGAUUUAUACUGAAUCUGCAGAAGCCAAGAUCCCAUCAGUUCUGGAUUUUCUAGGAACAAUGGUUGAGGCAGGCUGCAAAUUUCUAGUAUUUGGACAUCAUCAACCCAUGAUUCAUUCAAUACAUCAAUUUCUCCUUAAGAAGAAAGUCGGUUGCAUUCGUAUUGAUGGUUCUACACCUGCAUCCUCCAGGCAAGCUUUGGUUACUGAUUUUCAGGAGAAAGAUACUAUCAAGGCAGCAGUUCUAUCCAUCAAAGCUGGAGGAGUGGGUUUAACUUUGACAGCAGCAAGCACUGUUGUCUUUGCAGAGUUAUCUUGGACUCCAGGCGACCUGAUUCAAGCUGAAGAUCGCGCUCAUAGGAUUGGCCAGGUCUCAUCUGUAAACGUAUACUACCUGCUAGCAAAUGACACGGUCGAUGAUAUAAUAUGGGAUGUUGUUCAGAGCAAGUUGGAAAAUUUGGGACAGAUGCUUGAUGGCCAUGAGAAUGCCCUGGAAGUUUCAGCCAGCCAAAAACAUUGCAGUCCAGCAAAGCCAAAAACCUCGGCCAGCCAAAACCAAUUCAGUCCAGCAAAGCGGAAAAACACAGCCAGCCAAGAGCAAUGCAGUCCAUUAAAGCAGACAACUCUUGAUUGUUUCAUGAAGCGUUGUAACAACUGAUGAUGAAGACCAGGGUAAGCUCAAACACCCCAGGCACUGAGCCACAUAUCCACAAAGUAGUGUACUAACAAGCAUAGCAAAGCUAUGACAUGUACAGUCAGAUGUAAGUUUCAACAUUUGGAAACGCUGUGAACAUAUUUGAUCAGUUAAUGAGCACUCUGUAAUCAUUAUAAUAUCAUGAAAUUGAGGUUUGUGCUCCCCCGUGUAUCCUCUGUUCCAUAGUUGGAGUUGAUACAAAUACGUUUAUUAACCUGUGAUUGAUGCUUUUGGUGGUCUGUAGGUAAAGGGAUCCUCCCAAUUAAAGGAUAACACUCAUGAGGAAUAUUCAUGAAAUACUCAGUAAACUCGAUCAUGGCCGUGGGAUUUUAGUGGAAAUUUUUUCAAUCAUUUAGAAUUCAGCAUCACUGACAAAUAUUCCUGGCGGCGAUGUUGCCAUGUCUCUAUUGUUUUAACUGCCAUAUCUCAAGCUCGAGUUUGACAAUAAUAUUU